Messenger RNA from Cervus elaphus (red deer), 2934 nucleotides. RefSeq names its product cytochrome P450 2B4-like. Gene Ontology annotation, biological process: xenobiotic metabolic process. NCBI's taxonomy places the organism in Eukaryota, Metazoa, Chordata, Mammalia, Artiodactyla, Cervidae. The record is from RefSeq and is a predicted model, not a curated record. The transcript has 10 exons. The coding region runs from base 39 to 1523 and encodes 494 amino acids. Gene Ontology annotation, molecular function: iron ion binding; heme binding; oxidoreductase activity, acting on paired donors, with incorporation or reduction of molecular oxygen, reduced flavin or flavoprotein as one donor, and incorporation of one atom of oxygen. Gene Ontology annotation, cellular component: intracellular membrane-bounded organelle; cytoplasm.
AGUCAUGGAAGGUUCUACAGCGAUUCUCUGUGACCACCAUGAAGGACUUUGGGAUGGGGAAGUGGACUAUUGAGGAACGAAUCAAGAAGGAGGCUCAGUGUCUGGUGGAGGAGCUUUGGAAAUCCCAGGGGGCCUACCUGGAUCCUCAUUUCCUCUUUAACUCCAUCAGUGCCAGCAUCGUCUGCUCCGUUGUCCUUGGUGAGCACUUUAAUUACCAGGACCCUAGAUUAUUACAGCUGCUACAUUUAAUGAAUGAAAUCUUCAUCAUUCUCUACUCCUCCUAUGCCCAGGUGUUUGAGAUCUUCCCAGGCAUCUUGAAACACUUUCCUGGCACACACACUUGCUUGUACAGCAUGAUUCAAGAAGUGAAAGAUUUUAUCACUGAGAACAGGGAAAGGCACCAGAAGAUGCUGGACCCCAGUGGCCCUAAGGACUUCAUUGAUUCCUUUCUGCUCCUCAUGGACAAGCUACGGGAGAAAUACGGGGAUGUCUUUACUGUCUACCUGGGGUCUCGGCCUGCCGUCAUCCUGUGGGGGUAUGAGGCGAUGAGGGAGGCCCUGGUGGAUCAGGCUGAGGCGUUCUCUGGCCGAGGGCACAUCGCCAUCCUUGACCCUGUCUUCCAGGGAACAGGUGUGGUCUUUGCCAAUGGAAAGUCAUGGAAGGUUCUACGGCAAUUCUCUGUGACCACCAUGAAAGACUUUGGGAUGGGGAAGCGGACUAUUGAGGAACGAAUCAAGAAGGAGGCUCAGUGUCUGGUGGAGGAGCUUCGGAAAUCCCAGGGGGCCUACCUGGAUCCUCAUUUCCUCUUUAACUCUAUCAGCGCCAACAUAAUCUGCUCCAUUGUCUUUGGUGAGCGCUUUAAUUACCAAGACCCUAGACUAUUACGGCUGCUACAUUUACUUAAUGAAAUCUUCAUCAUUCUCUGCUCCUUCUAUACCCAGGUGUUUGAAAUCUUCCCGGGCAUCUUGAAAUACUUUCCUGGCACACACACCCGCUUGUACAGCAUGCUUCAAGAAGUGAAAGAUUUUAUCACUGAGAACGUGGAGAGGCACCAGAAGAUGCUGGAUCCCAGUGGCCCUAAGGACUUCAUUGAUUCCUUCCUGCUUCGCAUGGACAAGGAGCGCUCAGAUCCUGAGAGUGAGUUUCACCAGGAGAACCUCGUUCACACGGUGCUCUCACUGUUUUUUGCUGGUACAGAGACCUCCAGCUCCACACUCUGCUUUGGGUUUCUACUCCUCCUUAAGAACCCUGAUGUCUUAGAGAAAGUCCAGGCAGAAAUCGACAGAGUGAUUGGUGCACACCGUCUCCCAGCUCUGGAAGAUCGGCCAAAAAUGCCUUAUACAGAUGCCGUCAUCCACGAGAUUCAGAGAUUCAGUGACCUAGUCCCUGUUGGUGUCCCCCACUCUGUCAUCAAGGACACUCACUUCCGUGGAUAUUACCUCCCUAAGUGCAUUACCGUGUACCCCAUCUUGAGCUCUGCCCUCCAAGACCCACGCCACUUUCAGAGCUCUUCCUCUGCUUGACCUCCCUUCUGCAGAACUUCUCCUGGGUUCUCCCAAGACCCCAGAAGACAACGACCUUAUGCUGUAGGCAAAUGUGGCAGGGAGGCCGCCCACUGUGUUCCAGGUCUGCUUCCUGCCCCACAGGGGAGGGGCACAGUGAGAAGUGGAUCAUUUCCCCUCAGAGUCCUUCCAUCCAGCCCCUGCCUCUGUCCAAAAUUAACAUGUGCAGGUUCCUGACUCCUCUCUGCUCACUCUCUUAGUGGAAGUCUAUUCUCUGGUCUCUCCUUCAUCCAGCCUGCUAUAGUCACCACUCAUCCCCAGAUGGCCCGCUCUGUUGACUGACAAUAUUUCAGGGUCAAGAAAUAUCUUCAAAAACUUAGUGUUACCACUACCCUUGGGCUUCCCAGGUGGCACAAGUGGUAAAGAACCCACCUACCAAUGCAGGAGACAUAAGAGACUGAGUUUGAUCCCUGGGUCAAGAAGAUCCCCUGAAGGAAGGCAUGGCAAUCUAUUGCAGUAUUCUUGCCUGGAGAAUCCCAGGGACAGAGGAGCCUGGUAGGCUACAGUACUUAGGGUUGCAAAGAGUUAGACAUUCUGAAGCAACUCAGCAUACAAGCACUACUGCCCCUAGCACAGUUAGGGUAACUGAGGCACCAACGGAGGGCAAGAUUUAGAUCCAAGCUUACUGGAGAAGGAAAUGGGGGACCCACUCCAGUACUCUUGCCUGGAGAAUCCCAUGGACAGAGGAGCUUGGCAGGCUAUAGUCCAUGGGGUCGCAAAGAGUCAGACACGACUGAGCUACCUCACUUUACCCAGAACAGCAGCAUCAGUACCAGGUCCUGCGCUUCCCUCCCUUGUCUCCAUCUACUCUGCACAUCCCUGCCCUUCUCCUGCCUCCUUGAAUUGAAUUGUCUUGUUCAGCCCUCAACUGCUGUGCUACGUGACUUAAUACAUCCAUUAUUUCUCUGACUUUACCCAUGACAACCAGUGAACCAUUGUCUUUCUGGACAAUGGUUAUGUCUGCUGCCUUGUUUCCCUGUCUCUUAUUUAGGUAAAAUGCACAUAUUGUAAAAUUAACCAUAAGCAUUUUAAGGUGUCCAUUUCCAUGGCAUUUUGUACAAUCAUAAUGUUGUGUAACCAUCAAUUCUAUCUAUUCCAAAACAUUUUCAUAACCCCAUAACAAACUCCAUCCCACACAUCAAUAUAAAUUGGCCAUCACAAUACUGUAAAGUAAUUAUCCUCCAAUUAAAAUUAAUAAAUAAUUUUUUUAAAAACUCCAUCCCAUUAAGAUUUCAGGUCCUGAUUCUUUUUUCUCAUAGGCCCCUGAAAAACAUCAGAAUGCUUUUUUGUGUGUAUGAAUUUACCUAUUCUGGAAAUUGCAUAUAAAUGGCAUUAUACAAUAAGUGACUAUCUCUGGCUCUUUCAUUUACCA